Molecule: messenger RNA, 885 nt
Organism: Cuscuta campestris
Lineage: Eukaryota; Viridiplantae; Streptophyta; Magnoliopsida; Solanales; Convolvulaceae
Source: the annotation of a GenBank genome assembly
CUUGACCAUGUUUUAUUCAUUAAACUCACAAAGUUUGUACAAACAUUCCCAAGUAAGAAUCAUGUGAAACAUGCGCCAUUAUUGAAAGCUGUUUGUAGACACCACUAGGCAUUGGUAACACAUGAUUACAAUAUUCUCACAGGACCUGGAAAAUGCUACUAAUUCCAUAUGCACAACAUUAUAAGAGGAAAAAAAUGAAGAAUGUUUUUUUUAAUACCAAAAGAAUAGUUUUCACCCAUCUCGUGUCACAGGGCAGGUGGAGGAUAAUUCGGGAAUGGGUGCCCUUGGGCGGACGGUGGUGGCGGCGGGUGACCAUAGCCAUGUCCUGGUGGUGGGUAACCAUAGCCCUCUGUCGGUUGUGAGGGAGGUGGUGAUGCAUAAGGAUAACCCUGUACUGGCGGCGGUGGGUAACUGUAUCCCUGCUGAUGGGGCGGUGGUGGGGGUGGGUAUGCCGAGGGAGGCUGACCAUAUCCUGCUGGUGGAGGGAGGGGCUGAUCCAUACGAGACAUAUAUUGAACUGGUGGAGCCGCCAUUGGAGCAUGCCCUCCUCCCAGUUUGCCAUCUCUUUUGUCCAUCUCAACUUUGUGUUGUGUCUAUGAAAUAUAUGCAUAUGAUCACACACCGACAAGAAAACCUUUAGAACAGUUCAUUAAAAGGGACUGGAUGAAAUGAAUAUGAACUAAAUCAAACCUUACUUUGGCUCGACUUCCGUUUGAGGUUGUUCAUUUUUCUUCAAGAUUCAAUGUGUGUUCACUUUUUAAAUGUGGUUUGACCCAAGUAUCCUAUGUUCGGAUACUCUGUUCUACUUCUAUCAUUCUGGUUUAUUAUGGUUCAAGAAAAUCAUUUCUGAACUAUAUAAUUGAAACAGAUAUGCUUCGAUUCCAG